AUGGUUUCAGUUUUCUUAUUUACAAAACAAGUCUUUUUAACUUUAGCUUUAGCUUUAUUUGUUCAAGGUUUAGUCAUUCCAGAAGAACAAUCUUCAGAAUUAACUCUAGGUAAAAGAGGUAAUGGUUUCUUAGCUUUAGAUUUUGAAGUCAAAACUGAAUAUGCUCCAUUAUCAAACUCAACUAAUGCUUAUGGUGUUGUUACUGAACAAAGAGAUGGUAAAAUUAUCAAUGUUGACAUGGUUAAUAUGCAAACUUAUUAUUUAUCUGACAUCGGAGUCGGUUCAAAUAACCAAAGAUUCAAGCUCGUCAUCGAUACAGGAUCACUGGACUUGUGGGUGGCUGCAAAUAACAUUCAAUGUCAACCCCAAGAUCCGAAUUUAAAUUUGGCUGCAGACUACUGUCGUCAAAAUGGGGUGUACGACGCUUCAGCUUCAUCAACUUCUCAAAAUACUGGUCAAUAUUUUAGAAUUGGUUAUGGUGAUGGUUCAGGAGCUUCUGGAACACUUUACAAGGACGAUGUCAACAUCAAUGGAGCUGUAGUUAAAAAUGCUCCUGUGAACAGUGUAGAUUCCUCAAGUGUAAUUGGAAAUGGGGGGAUUCUAGGUGUUGGUUUCACCACCAAUGAAGCUAUGCGUCAAAAUUAUGACAAUAUUCCAGUUCUUUUAAAAAAACAGGGUUUAAUCGACAAAAAUGCUUACUCAAUUUACUUAAAUGAUCCGAAUGCUACUAAAGGAUCAAUUAUCUUUGGAGGUAUCGAUAAUGCUAAGGUCGAUGGUCAAUUAAAGACUUUACCAAUCCUUUCAAAUACCGAAUUAAGAAUUAAAUUGGACUCACUUUCUGUUAAUGGACAAAAUAUUAACAUCAACUUACCAAUGCUUUUAGAUUCAGGAACUACUUUAUCUUAUUUCCAAAGUGAUGUUUACAGCUCAAUUAUGUCAACCCUUGGUGCUCAAUACUACAAUUCAGAUAUUGGUUACAUUAUGCAAUGUAAUACUCAAGGUAAUUUAGUUUACGAUUUUGCUGGUCAAAAAAUUACAGUUCCUUACUCAGAUAUCUUAUUACCAUUAACUUAUCAAGAUGGUUCUCAAGCUCCAUUCUGUAUGGUUGGUAUAAUUCAAAGUUCAAACAAUAUUUUAGGUGACAACUUUUUAAGAAGAUCAAUUGUCGCAUAUGAUUUAGACGCUAAAACAAUUGGUGUUGCUCCAGUUCAAUAUACUUCAGCAUCAAACAUUGUUGCUUUAUAG
Molecule: messenger RNA, 1245 nt
Organism: Insectozyma verbasci
Lineage: Eukaryota; Fungi; Ascomycota; Pichiomycetes; Serinales; Debaryomycetaceae
Source: the annotation of a GenBank genome assembly